Hansenula anomala is the source of this 1422-nucleotide messenger RNA. RefSeq lists its product as uncharacterized. Lineage: Eukaryota; Fungi; Ascomycota; Saccharomycetes; Phaffomycetales; Wickerhamomycetaceae. The record is from RefSeq and is a predicted model, not a curated record. Bases 1 to 1422 code for a protein of 473 amino acids. Gene Ontology annotation, molecular function: monooxygenase activity; oxidoreductase activity, acting on paired donors, with incorporation or reduction of molecular oxygen. The transcript has a single exon.
AUGUCUGCUGAACCUCAAUUGAAAAAGCAAAAACCCAAUGGAAAGAAGAAAUUGCACUUCAAUGCGUUUGAAAUCUUUUCACCAGGUCAUUCUAAUCCUGGUCAAUGGUCAAAUCCAAAAGAUUUAUCUUCAACAAAAGAUACUAUAGAAUUUUGGGAAAACAAUGCUAAAUUAUUGGAAAAGGGGAAAUUCACAUGUUAUUUCCUUGGUGAUACCUUGGGUGGAUUUGAAGUGUAUGAAGGUUCAAGAUCUCCAGCUAUCAAAAUUGGUACAGAAUUCCCAGUGUUGGACCCUUUUUUAAUUGUUCCUUCCAUGUCAAGGGUUACUGAAAAAUUAGGAUUUGGUGUAACAGCUACAACAACUUUUGAACCUCCUUUCUUAUUAGCAAGAAGACUAGCAACAUUGGAUCAUUUAACUAAAGGAAGAAUAGGCUGGAAUAUAGUGACAUCAUGGAAUAAUACCAGUGCUAAAGCUUUAGGAUAUGAUAAAAUUAUGGAUCACGAUGAAAGAUAUCAAAUGGCUGAUGAAUACUUGGAAUUGUUGUAUAAACUAUGGGAAUCUUCAAUUGCAGAUGAUGCUGUUGUUAUUGAUAAAGAAAACCAAACAUUCACAGAUCCUUCAAAAGUUCAAGUAAUCAAACAUGAAGGUAACUAUUUCAAAUGUGAAACACCAUUUAUUGUUCAUCCAUCAUUACAAAGAACACCUUUCUUGUUUCAAGCAGGUACUUCUAAGGCAGGUGUUGAAUUUGCAUCAAAGCAUGCAGAAGGUAUAUUUAUGGCUAGUCAUUCACCAGAAGUUUUAGCUCCAAAAAUUCAACAAUUGAGAAAUUUGGCUAAAGAGAAAGGACGUGAUCCUCAAUCAAUCAAGGUUUUCCCAUUAUUUACACCAAUUGUUGGUAAAGAUGAUGAGGAUGCGAAUUUAAAAUAUGAAGAGAUCAAAAAAUAUAGAUCAACAGAAGGUGGAUUGAUUUUCUUCAGUGCUCUAACAGGAAUUGAUUUAUCAAAAUAUGAUCUUGAUGAAGAGAUUAAUGUUGAAGAUUCCAAAGUUCCACAAGUUGUUCAAAGUGCGGUAGAACAUUUAUUCAAAGAGCAAAAAGAUAUUAAAUGGACACCAAGAAAAGUUGGCGAAGAAUUAAGUCUUGGAGGUAAUGGUCCUGUUAUUGUUGGUGGACCUGAAAAAGUGGCUGAUUAUAUUGAAAAUUUUGUUGAAAUUGCAGAUAUUGAUGGUUUUAACAUCACACCUGUUGUUAAUCCUGGAUCAUAUGAAGAUAUUAUUGAAUAUUUGAUUCCAGAAUUACAAAAAAGAGGAUUAUAUUGGGAUGAAGAUGAAGAUCCACAUGGUAUAACUUUGAGAUCACAUAUAUUAGGACAAAACCAUGUUGAACCAGGACAUCCAGCUACAAAUUUCAAAUAUAAGGAUUGA